AUGGAAUCAGGAACAGGAGCUGGGGUGUUCUGCAAACCUCUCAAUAUUAGAGAAUCAUUCAGACUCCCAGACGAUUGUAGUGUCUUUCAGGCUGAAAUUUUUGCUAUAGAGAAAGCGGCAGAAUUGGUACUCAAAGAAAAACUAAUCUCCUCGGAGAUUACAUUCUUUGUGGACAGUCAGGCUGCUAUCAAAGCUCUAGACAGUGAGACAAUAAGAUCCAAGGCGGUUUUAAACUGCAGGAAAAGAAUCAAUAGUAUUUGCUACACUAACCAAGUUAAACUCUGCUGGGUUCCUGGACAUAGCAAAAUAGAAGGGAAUGAAAUAGUGGAUGAACUAGCUAGGUUAGGCUCAGCAUCAAAUGAGAAUAUUAGCAUCCAAUUAGCAAAGGGACCAGAUAUCCCUAUCGGUGUGCUCAAAAGGAGAAUAGACCUAUUGACUAGAGAACAAAUCAAUAACACCUGGAAAACUAGGGACGAUUGCAUUAUUUCUAGAAGUUUAUGGCCCAAAACCAAUGAAAAAGAAACUCGGUAUUUAUUAUCCCUGAGCAAAAAGAACAUUAGAGUCUUGAUAGGUGUACUAACGGGUCAUUGUGCCAUUGGCACAAUGGCUAUUAGAAUGGGUGUAUUUGCACCUGAUUUCUGUAGGAGCUGUCAAGAUGUAGAGGAGAUAGAAUCCAUUAAACACCUGCUCUGCGAAUGUCCAAACCUCCAAACAAACCGACUUCGUUUCUUUGGAACGAGGUUCGUGGAAGAACUGGACGAUCUAGCGCAGGUACCAAUGGCUAACAUGAGAAAAUUUAUUGAAAGUACAGGAUGGUUCGUUAAUGAGCCAGUCUUUGUAAACCGAUAG
Messenger RNA from Episyrphus balteatus (marmalade hoverfly), 849 nucleotides. RefSeq lists its product as uncharacterized. Gene Ontology annotation, molecular function: RNA-DNA hybrid ribonuclease activity; nucleic acid binding. The record is from RefSeq and is a predicted model, not a curated record. Lineage: Eukaryota; Metazoa; Arthropoda; Insecta; Diptera; Syrphidae. Bases 1 to 849 code for a protein of 282 amino acids. The transcript has a single exon.